AUGCCAUCUGACGUGCAGACGGUCCUCCUCCUCGUGUGGGGCUUAUACUGGCCGCACCAUCGGCAUUUUGUGGAGGAUAUGGAGCCGCUGCUGAGUACUGGCUGGCAUGGCUAUCAGCUUUACGAGCAGUGGGCUGACGUCAUUUACCGACUCGUGAUGCUGAACUUCUUGGAGGCCGAUGUCUUGAUGCGUGCCCGCAUCCAGCUGCAAAGGGCCGGGAGGUUGUACGCGAGCAGAUACGCGGUGCGGCUUCGCGAUCAAUGCAGGAUCGCCGCUCAAGUAUUGGACCGCGACCCGGACGACCGCCUCGAGGGGUUCCAAUGGUUGUGCGAAGCGAGCAACCCUCGCCUGAACGAGAGCUUCUUGCAUGCCAGUCGGGUUUCCGCAGCAGCCAGUUUUGUCAUCGAGCGCGGCGCUUCUGGGAGGCUGCAGGCUGGAGAGGAUGCUCUGUACGAUCGGGUCAUGCAGGAGACUGAGCGGCUCCGAACCGACGACGACAUGGACCCUUUUGAUGAUAUCAAUUUCCGCCCGGGCCCCUUCCUUCCCUCCCAGGUUCAGUCUUGCUGUUGCCGUGCGAGCGCCCUUCUUAGCGCAUUUUGCGCUCAAGUGUUGCUAGUUUUCAGAGCGGUGCGGAGCAUGUCGGCGGCGGCUCGGGAAGCAGCCCUAUCCCUGGUGCUGGCCACGGUUGGCUCUGAUGACGAUUGGAAGCUUGGAUUCAGGGUGUGGCCUGAUCAGAGUCCGGAGAACUGCCAUCGGCGAAUGAUGUCGUUGGUCCAUCCCGACAAGAACGACAACGGCGACAGGAGCGCCGAUGCUUCGAAACGACUCCAGGCCAUUUGGGAGCGCUUUUCGGGCUGGGUUCCGACUUUGCGGCAAUCUACGGUAAAAGCCUGUCGUCGGCGCCCCCUGAAUGACUUCGAGAAGACUCUUCGAGAUGCUCUUCAGCAGGCGGGAGGCUUCGCGGACUGGUGGGCCGAAGCGCGGCUCGUGGAGCACCAGCUGCCCCGACUUCGGAGCAACAGGACUCUGCUUCAGCGCCUCCCGGCACCGAGGCUCCUCCAACGGCUCCUGGUCCCGGACCGUCGAGUGCUCUUUCUGGUGCCGAGGACUCUGCUUCAGUACCUCCCGGCGCCGAUGCUCCUCCGACCGAGGCUCCUGCUGGCUCAUCGUCUUCGAGCGCUCCGCCGGCAUCGCACCACGAGGCCGGCGCCCUUCUUUUACCGGAUUUGUCGACGGGGUUGCACCUCGCAGGACACUGGCUUCAUGGACCACGAGGACCCCGACAUGUACGGCGAGAGCCCCUUCGGCUCGGCCCCGGCGGCCGGACCUGCCGGUGCACAUGCUUCCGGCUCUGCUGAAGCCCCUGCUGGCUCGACCGAGGGCGAUGCUGCGAGUGCGGCCGGCUCUGCUGAAGCCCCUGCUGGCUCGACCGAGGCUUCUUCCGGGUCCCCUUCGGAGGAUGACUUUCACGAGGGCGACGAGGGCCAGCCCACGGACUUUCCGCCCAAGCAGACUCGGCCCAGCUCUCUGAGGACCCGCUGGGAACCCGUCAAUGUGCAGUCGCUGGACGAAGCACUCGGCAAAGACGCCGUGAGACGCUUCACCGCAUUCAGCCUGUACGAGGUGCUCUGGUCGAUCAGGGUCCGAGUCCGCUCCAUCAAGGGCAAGAUCGGCUGGAUCUUCGUGGCGGAGCAGGAUGGCGAUGCCCCCCCGGGCAUGAAGGCUCGGCAAUACAGCGGCGUGGUUCUGCCCCCUCUCGUCAAAGAGGCCGCUCCAUCCAAAAAGAGGAAGGCUGGCGCGAAAGAGGCGGACCCAAACGAAGCCCGGCACAAGCUCAUCGCUAGCCUGCCGCCGCAGUUGCGCCAGGAGCUGCAGCUAGGCGUUCCCGACUGCCUCGUCGGCAAGAGCUGUUUCGCUUUCCCGAAGCUUGUGCGCUACAUAGCACGCAAGGACAUGGACCUCGUGGAGGUUGACGCCGUCAAUGCGUACUUUCAGCACCUGGCUCGCGGCUUUCCCGCUUCGACCCCACUCCAGAACUACGUGGGGCACCGUGAUGAGGUGCUCGGGCGGAUCCGCCAGGCUUUUGGAGUCGAUCGCGACCAAGCCAAACGCCUCGUGAUCGCUCUGGGGUUCGGCGGCUCGCUGAGCAACUGGUGCUCCGAGACCCUCGGCUACAUCCCGGAGGACGAUGACCCCCAGGUCGGCGAGUGCUUCAGGGAGAUGCAGGAUUUCGAGGCGGCGAUGAGGGAGAUCCAUCGCCAGGUCGUCGGAGCCAUGACGCCGGCUCAGAAGGAGCAUCUCCGCGGGCGCUCUUGGGGUGGGGCGUGCUUCUUCGACUACCAGAACGCAGAGCGAGCGCUGCUGGACGUGAUGAUGGCCUCUGCAGGGAAGGAUUUGGUGUCCGGCGAGCACGACGGGGUGUGCGUCGUGCGACAGGCCGCACAGCGUAUCCAGGAGGCCGCCCAGGCCGUGAUGUGGGAGGUGGCGACCAAGCCGCUGCCGUCGCCUUGGGAGUUCGCUGCCCGGGAAUACCCGAUGUUCGACUGGGACGUGACGGCCCGCAUGCCCUUCCGGAAGUUCCACGAGCUGCGCGGCACGGUCAUCGACCAUGCCGCGCAGGGCGAAUCGGAGGUGCGAGCCAACACCGCGGACGUCGUCCGCUACGUGGCCGAGGUCCUGCGCGAGACCGUCAACGUGCCGAACAAGCCGGACGAGCGAACCAGCUCAUACGAGUUCUUCACGAGCCAGGGGUUUUGGGUGGAACGACACAUCGACUGCUUGCAGAAGCAGAUCCAGGAGGUGCUUCGUCAAAUCGGCCGCCACCCUCUUGCUUGGGAGGAGCCCCGGCCGCUGAAGCCUUUCAAUCGCGUGGACUUCGCCCACAGCCUGGGGUCCGCCGUUUUGGCUCAGCUGGCGGAGCGCACGAUGCCCUCCCUGGACGGCGCGCGCAUCAACGGCCUCCUCCUGUGCAGCGACGGCUACAUCCUGGACUUCAACGAGGGGGCCGCCCAGAAGCGCCGGCGAGCCAGGCCUUCGGAUCGGCUGGGAUUCAUUGCCAAGGCCCUCUCCAAGAUCUGGCAGCCCAAGAACCCCAGCGGCCUUGGCCGGCUUGUGCGAGAUUUCCUGGAAAGCAAGGCCAAGACCCUGGAGCAGAACGAGGCCGGGAGAAAGGUCAUCGAGGAGUUUGAGCGGCUCCUGCAUGAGGAGAAGUGUGAAGUCCUCUCCAUCCUGAAGAACUACGCGAUCCUGCGGGAGAAGGUGGACGGCGUGGUGACGGAGACGAUCGACUGGAACUGGGUCCUUUGGGUGCUGCGCUUCAUCAGUCGCUGCAUCCUUGGCGAGGAGCACCUCUGCGAGAUGUUGUACCUUUGGGGCGGCGGCAGCUCCGGCAAGGACGUUCUGAACCUCCUGAUCUUCGCCGUGCUGGGCUUGGGGGCCGAAAACCUGGGGGUCAUGCUGCCCGGGCGCUACCUGGUCGCCGGCGGCCAGUCGGCCAACGAGAACGCCAGCCCGCUGCUGGCGCGCAUGGAGCGCAAGAGGGCCGUGUGGGUGAGCGAAGUUCCGCACCACACCCACUUGAACGAGGAGUUCGUCAAGCCCUUCUGCGAGCAGGGCGGCGCUCCGGUUCCAGCUCGCCGACUCAACAAAGCGCCGCGUGACUUUGUCCCUACAUCCGUGCUCCUGGCUACCUCCAAUCAUCCGGCGCAAGUGGAGCGGAAGUCCAUGACGGAGGACAACGGGUGGGACAGGCGCCUGCGGCUCCUGGAGACGAAAGUCAAGUUCACGGCCAAGAAUGAGGACCUGGAGUGCAACGAGAUGAAGGCCGACGACAACCUCAAGGCCCGCGUGAACCUCGGUCACUACAACGCCUCCCUGCUGUUCCUCGUAGGCGAGCUCUACCCGACCUUGAAGCCCCGCUACAACGAAGGCACGGAGUUGGUCCCGAAACCCGCGUGCAUGGAGGAAGCUGAGAAGGAGUUCGCAGCCAAGCAGGCGGGCACCCAGUUCAAGGAGUUCGUCAAGGACCGCUGCGUGCGGGUGGAGCAGAAGGUCGCUGCCUCCUUGUUCACGGACUUCUGUAAGGAGCUUAAGAGCUACCUGGGUGAUUUCAUGCAGAUGGCCGAGGUCAGGAAGCUUGCCAAGGAGAACGGCUUCGCCGGGCGGGUGGUCAUCAAUGUCGACGGCCCCUGGCGGCUCAAGACGCAGGAGGAGCUCAAGGCGGAGCUGGAGGCCCAGCAGGCGAGGAGGGCCGCCGAGACUUUCUUCGCCCCCCAGCCGUAG
Symbiodinium sp. CCMP2592 is the source of this 4281-nucleotide messenger RNA. The record is from the annotation of a GenBank genome assembly. Lineage: Eukaryota; Dinophyceae; Suessiales; Symbiodiniaceae.